This is a messenger RNA of Penicillium alfredii, 1803 nucleotides long. RefSeq names its product class I adenylate-forming enzyme family protein. Gene Ontology annotation, molecular function: medium-chain fatty acid-CoA ligase activity. The annotation marks the transcript as partial. The transcript has 5 exons. NCBI's taxonomy places the organism in Eukaryota, Fungi, Ascomycota, Eurotiomycetes, Eurotiales, Aspergillaceae. The record is from RefSeq and is a predicted model, not a curated record. Gene Ontology annotation, biological process: fatty acid metabolic process.
AUGCCUCCAAAAUCGAUGCCGAUCUCGUCCCAGGGUCUCUAUGUCAUCCCUGAGAAGCUCGUUCUCGACGUCUUUCAUUGCUGGGAGCAGAAUCCUGAUUCGGUCUUGAUCAGGGAGCGGUCAGCUAUUGGCCCUGAUCGGGAAUGGACCGUCGCUGAGUUCUUGUAUGAUGUCUUGAUAAUACUCGGCAGGUUGCGCGAUGCUGUGUGUGUCCAGCGGCUCGAGCGCACGGCGCGUGGUGCUUCGGUCCAUGAAAAGGACGAUGAUGACUAUGUGGCUGUCCUUGCGGGUGGAGGGUAUGGCUUUGCGGUUCUGACGCUGGCAAUCUAUGCCAUCGGCGCUGUGGCGGUGCCCCUAUCACCGCGAGUUCUUCCCGAAGAAGCGCAAUAUUUCCUGUCAACAUGCAAUGCCGUCUUGCUGGCGACGACUCCUGAGAAUGCAGAGCAGGCUCAGGCCAUAUCGCGCGCCUCCAGCGUACCCGUCUUCACUUUUCGCCCAUCUCGAUCUCGAGAACGGGCCCAGAGCGAGGAAGGCAUUGACACCGAUGCCUUUCAGCCACAAUUUUACUCCCGUCAUGAUGCGACAUCCACAAUCCCCGGAGACAAUGGCUUUGUCCUGCUAUAUACAUCGGGAACAACAGGCCCUCCUAAAGGUGUCCUCCACACGCGAGACAGCGCCCACAAAUUACACCCGCCCACCCGAGCAUCCCACAGCAAAGAAGUAUCGCAGACCAUGUCUGAGACCUGGCUGCACCACCAGCCAGUACACUGGGGCGGCGGCUUCAUGAGUAUGAUGAAAUGCCUCCUGAUGGGAACGUGUCUCGAAUUUUGUGGGGGUGUUUUUAGUCCCGCCUGGCUGCUGGAUCGACUUCAGGAUCCGCGCCGGCCUCCGGUGACGGGCUUGUUUCUUUCUCCGCCGCUUCUGGAUGCUGUUGCCAGUGAUCUCGAAGGUCUACGCUUGAAUGCCCCGGAUCGCUAUGAGGGGGCUUUGGAGGGUAUCCGGGGUUUGAGGGCGCUGUCUUCGGGUGCGAUGCAGGUUAAUCCAAGGCAGAGGGAGGUGUGGGCGUCGCUACGGGGUGGGAAGCCACUUAUGGUGCUGUAUGGCUUGACGGAGAACUUUGGGAUCGUUGCGAUGACGGGUUGGAGGGGUUCUGAGGAGUCUCUGGAAUCGUGUGGCCCUUGCAUGCCUGAAGUGACUGUCAAGAUUGCCGAUGAUGGUGAAAUCUGUAUUAAGACCCCGGUUCUGUUCAAGAAGUACCUUUCUCCCAACCCGAAUAUCAUGGACAACGUCUUCGACUCCGAUGGCUUCUACCGCACUGGGGAUAUCGGACGGCUUGAGGACGACAGGUUGUUCGUGCUGGGACGGGCUUCUCAAGACGUCAUCCGCUCCCACGGCUGGAAAAUAUACGCUCUCGAGGUCGAGAACGCCCUCUCACAGAUGGACUCCGUCGUCCAGGCCAUUGUCCUCGGCGUGCCUGAUUCCCACGCUGGACAGCGCGUAGCGGCUCUCUUGGUUUACCGGGUUAGAGACAAAGGCAGGGCCUCGGAAUUCGACUUCUCGCAACUGCGAGAGACUCUUGCCAUCCAGCAUGGUUUACAGGCAUACAAAUUACCAACCAUGCUCCGGAUUCUGGAGCCUAGUGACAAAGUGGCCGUCACGGUGUCCGGGAAACCAAUGAAGACGCGGAUCCGAGAUAUGUUCUUCAAUGAGAAGGCUGUUGCGUGCGGCGAGGUACAGGUGUGGGAUUCGAAGAGCGAGGAGGGCGUGGUGGGGACGAGGCCGUUUGACUGGGCUGGGAUCCAG